AUGGAGACAAGCAACUACUCCCACCUCCGAGAAUCCCUCACCCCAGCAAUCCUCCAAAAAUCCACCCUUUCCCCGAACCCCGCCACAGACCUGGAAGACCUCAGCGACUUCCUGGACUACCUAACCCAAGAACUCUACGCAUUCCUCCCACCACCCCUCCAAAUCGCCACACCCCUCUCCACCCCCACCUCCACCCCCUCCACCCUCCACGCCCUGAUCCCCCCACUCUCCACCCUCCCCCUAUCGAUCGCCGAAUCGCUGAUAAACUACGACAUAGUCCCCGACACCGACGACGUCCAGAAGCUGAUCUCGCGCGUGCUGUCGGAGUAUAUCGAUGCGGCGUGCACACCUCCGCCGGAGUGGACGGGGGCGGGCGGUAGGAAGGAUACCUGUGAGAUCUGUGAGAGGACUGGAGUUGGAAUCACGUAUCAUCACCUGAUUCCGGUACGUUUUCUCUUCCUCUGAUCUCGUCCGGGAGGAGGAGUUGACAUUUGGGUUGAUGAAUGGAAUGGCUAUGAUCAUCAUAGAAAUCUACGCAUGCAAAAGUACUCAAGAGGAAGUGGCAUCCGGAGGUUAUGCUUAAUAGCGUUGCGUGGCUCUGCCGGUUUGUCUGCCUUUCUUUUACACUCUUUAUCAUUAUAAAUUUUUUUUUCUUUUUUCCCUCCUUUUUUUUGGUUGGAGUUGAUCGUUUUGGUUUAUCCGUUACCCAGAUCGUGUCAUUCUACCGUCCAUCGUUGCGCUUCGAACGAAGUCCUGGCUAGGGAGUAUUAUACCGUCGCGCUAUUGCUCGAGAGGGAGGAUAUACAGAGGUGGAGGGCGUACGCGUCCAGGCAGAGGUGCAGGAGUGGGCUUAGGAAUUGGUGAGGAUGGUGUUGGGCGUGCUGUACUGUACUGUACUAAACUAUACUCGUACUAGGUAAAUUGUAAGAGUGGUUUUAUUCUUGG
Tuber aestivum (summer truffle) is the source of this 945-nucleotide messenger RNA. The record is from the annotation of a GenBank genome assembly. NCBI's taxonomy places the organism in Eukaryota, Fungi, Ascomycota, Pezizomycetes, Pezizales, Tuberaceae.